AUGAAGGAAGCCUCUGCACUCUUCAAAGUGGUGAACUCUGAAAAAAGUGAAGACUAUGCUGAUGAUGCAUAUACAAGCAAUGCCCAAAUGGCUGCUGACAUCAUGACAUUCGUUGAAGAAGCAAGGAAUUCUGGAGAUAUUGACUGUGUGAUGCCGGAAAGAGGUAUCAGUGAAGCCGGCCUUUGGGUUGUCAUCCAUGACCUUGUGAGUCCCUCAGGCUUGGCAAUGAACAACAAAAUUGGUCUGGUCUGCAUGGAUGGGUCGGAAGAUGGCAGAGUUGCUGUGAAAGUUGACCGAAUCAGUUCACCAAAGCGGAUCAAAGCCAGAAAUCUGUGGCAAUACCCAUUUCCAGAGAGCGAGGUGGCUCUCAUUUCAACCAUGGAGGAAGUUGACCAGUUGAAGUAUGUGAAAGUGGUGAUUGAUUUGGAAAAAUUCUAUUCAAGGCACAAUUUUUGA
Messenger RNA from Seminavis robusta, 456 nucleotides. The record is from the annotation of a GenBank genome assembly. NCBI's taxonomy places the organism in Eukaryota, Bacillariophyta, Bacillariophyceae, Naviculales, Naviculaceae.